Molecule: messenger RNA, 1650 nt
Organism: Kogia breviceps (pygmy sperm whale)
Lineage: Eukaryota; Metazoa; Chordata; Mammalia; Artiodactyla; Physeteridae
Source: RefSeq, a predicted model, not a curated record
AUGCCCUCGGAGCACAGGGCCGUUCUGGUGCGGCUCCCCACGCGGGAGCGGCUGCGGCUGGUCGUGGGGGUGCAGGCCGCCGGGCACGAGCUCUUCCAGCAGGUGUGCGACCUGGCCGGCAUCAGAGAAGCCCACUUCUUUGGCCUCAGUGUGAUAAGAAACAGCGAGCACGUCUUCAUGGAUUUGGAGCAGAAGCUCAGCAAAUACUUCUCAAAGGACUGGAAGAGAGAUACGCAUAGAGGAGGCGGCAGGCCCGGCGCCCCCUUCGUGGCCUUCCUCAGGGUGCAGUACUACGUGGAAAACGGAAGGCUUAUCGGCGACAGGACGGCCAGGCACCUGUACUACUGCCACCUGAAGGAGCAGGUGCUGCGGUCCCAGUGCACCCACCGGGAGGAGGCCUUCUUCCUGCUGGCUGCCUACGGGCUGCAGGCCGACCUGGGCGAUCACCGCGAGCCAGCACACUCGGGCCGCUACUUUGAGCCGCAGGCCUACUUCCCGCAGUGGAUCAUCACCAAGAGGGGCAGCACCUACAUCCUCAGGCACGCGCCCGCCCUCCACCGCGAGCAGCGGGGCCUGAGCCCCAAGGAGGCCGUGCUGCACUUCAUCCGGGAGGCCUGCCGGCUGGAGGACGUGCCCGUCCAUUUCUUCAGGCUGCACAAGGUCCAGCUGCGGGCUGGGCGGCCCGGGUGGGGGAGGGCGGAUAAGAAGGAGGACCGACCGACCAUUGUCCUGGGACUGACCCUCGGGGGAGUGCAGGUCUACCAGGAGGUGAACCACGCUCCACAGCUGCUCUACGACUUCCCCUGGCGCCACAUCGGGAAGCUGGCCUUUCUGGGCAAGAAGUUCGAGCUCUGGCCGGACGGGCUGCCCGCGGCCCGGAAGCUGGUAUACCGCACGGGCAGCUCCCAGCAUUCCCGUCACCUGCUACAGCUGCUCAGCACCAGCCACCAGCUGCACCUGACCCUGCAGCCCGCGCUGCAGCGGCUGCGGCGGCUGGAGGAGGCCCAAGAGAAGAAGUGCUACCGGGAGGCCUGUGUCAGCGGCGUGCUGGAGCUGGAGCUGGACCUGGACCCGGCCAGCAGGGCGUCCCCCGGCUCCCCUGGCAGCGGGGACGGUGGGGACGGAGGCUGGCGUCCUCCACACCGCCUCUCACUCCUCUCGUCUGGCAGCCACUGCAGCUCCCACCCGUCGGGCAUCGAGGCCAACUCCCAGCUGGCGGGGCCCGUGGAGCCCGGGGAGAUGUCGGUGGAUGAGCCCGUCGUCGGGGCUGCAGCGCUCCACGGGGAGGAGCCGCCCAGCAGCUCCAGCACCAGCCAGAGCAGCCGUGGCACAGUUGGCGGUGGCAGAGGUGGGCCUGAAGGUGACACCCGGGACCAGGGGGAAGCCUCUCCCCAGCGGCCCUCGGCUGCAGUGCGGGUCACGCUGGUGAGCACGAGGGGCCCGGGCGCUGAGGCCCAGCACCAGGUGUCGGAGGCCCGGCCGGCAGCCGGCCCCGCGGCCCCGCCCCGCCGCCGCGUGGACGCCCCGCGGCCCGCCCCGCGCAGCUGCCCGCUCCGCCGCGCGCUGGACCCCGGGCCGAAGAGGUCCGUGAACUCCCGCUGCCUGGACCUGCUCGGAGAAGACCAGCUCCCUCAGGAGUUUGUGGUGUAG